This is a messenger RNA of Colletotrichum phormii, 1181 nucleotides long. RefSeq names its product putative arginase. The transcript has 2 exons. Bases 372 to 1181 code for a protein of 269 amino acids. The record is from RefSeq and is a predicted model, not a curated record. NCBI's taxonomy places the organism in Eukaryota, Fungi, Ascomycota, Sordariomycetes, Glomerellales, Glomerellaceae. Gene Ontology annotation, molecular function: arginase activity; manganese ion binding. Gene Ontology annotation, cellular component: cytoplasm; cytosol; nucleus.
UUCCUUUGUUCAUAGCGAGCAGAUUGAUGGAGUGGCAUGAAAAGAUAUCCAAGAAAUUCAAUCUACUGAGUAAUGUUUGAUACAAUGAGUCUCAAGAUGCAGCCUUCUUCAUUGCUUGACUUCGCACAACUGUGACACUGGAUGAUUGUAUCCUCACAAAACCUUGGAUGAACUAGGAAGUUUUCCGCGCCGGUCAAAACGUUGACAGGCGCGUCAUCGCGCCCUUGAGUUGACACAUCGACCACCCAUCUCCACAUCAUCAACGGAAUGAACGGAGUACUCCGUGAACAACCGCUUAAAUGACCACGUUAUCUUCCGCCGCAAUCAUCUCUUGAAUCACUUCUCUUCAUUCCCUAUACCAUUCAUUCAUCAUGUCAAAACUCCCUCUCAGAUCCCUCUCCCUCAUCCUCUCCCCAUACCACGUCGGCCUCCGCAACAAAGGUCCCGGCGCCGGCCCAGCAUUCCUCAAAACCUCCGGCCUCGACUCCGCUCUCCUCUCUCCGCUCUCCGCUCCCCGCUCCCUCGGUCUUCCCCUCCAUGAAAUCGAAGUCGAGCCGGUAGACGACCACGAAGGCGAAAUCGGGCGCAGCUUCGAGGUUGGUGAGGGUGGAUUGGGAUGUGUGUGGUUUGAUGCGCAUGAUGAUCUUAAUACACCCGACACCGUUAUGAGCGGAUACUUUGACUCGAUGCCGAUUGCCAUGCUCGCAGGGCAGUGUUGGGAGGGUCUAUUGGGGACUGUUCCGGGACAUCAGCCGAUGGAUUUGGAGCGGUUGGUGCAUGUUGGUAUGAGGGAUGUGAAUGACUUGGAGCGGGCCAGGGUGGCAGAGGCCGGGUUCGAUGUGAUCUGGGGCAGCACAGAGAAGAAGGUUGAUUUUGGGGAUGAGCUUGGGGUCGUGCUGCAGCGGAAGAAGCUUGGCUCUACGAUGGUUCAUUUUGAUGUUGAUUCUUUGGAUGCGUCCAUCGGACACGCGAAUCGGUUUGCUGCGCCGGGUGGGCUGUUGAGAGAGGAUAUUAUCGGGUGUUUUGGGGAGAUCUCAGGGAAGGCCGAGCCAGUUUCUCUUACGGUUGCUUCGUUUGAUCCGUCGUAUGAGGGGGCUGGAAAUCUUGCGUCGGUUGCUGUUGAGGCGAUUAAGGUGUUUUUGGAGUCGUUGGUCAAGUCUGGGGUGCUGGCUAAGCCGUGA